ACGGAUUCGCUAAUAGAAAAGACUGAACAACUUCGUUGAAUUGCGCAUCUUUUUGCAUUGAAUGAAUGGGGCCACGACACUGAGGGCAGACAGCUGUCUGAUUCGUCCUUUUCCAUGAUAAAAGGCAAGAAUGGCAAAAUUUGUGAUUGCAUGGGCUGACGUUGGCUGGAUUAUGGAAUAUUUCCAUGCAAAUUGAACAUCUCAUUAGUAUUUCAAAACUAGCUGGAACUUGAAGAAAAGGACCACAUUCUUCCUGAAACCUCUCAACUCUCUCAUUUUGGAUAUUAUUCCUGUAAAACAACUGAGUUACCGUUGUAUCCAUUCCAUGUUCCACGGCUACCUCGACAUCCGCCGGUUCAUUUGAUGACCGCUGCAUUGACAUCGUGGUUGCGAUUGUCGGGUUAUUGGUUACGGUAG
Haemonchus placei is the source of this 417-nucleotide messenger RNA. NCBI's taxonomy places the organism in Eukaryota, Metazoa, Nematoda, Chromadorea, Rhabditida, Trichostrongylidae. The record is from the annotation of a GenBank genome assembly.